AUGAUGUUAGGUAAUUUACACGUAUUCCCGAAUGGUAGGAUUGAACGAGAAAGAAAACCAAAGUGUGCCAGAUGCAGAAAUCAUGGAUUGGUCAGUUGGCUUAAAGGACACAAAAGGCAUUGCAAGUACAAGGAGUGCGCUUGUGAGAAAUGCAAUCUGAUCGCCGAACGACAACGUGUGAUGGCUGCUCAAGUAGCUCUAAAACGCCGACAAGCCACAGAAGAUGCAAUUGCGCUUGGAUUACGUGUGGUAGCUGGCCAAGCUAUUGAUCGAUUACCUCAAGGACCCGUUUGGAACACUUCCGGUGGCGAAGAAGACGACAUGGAUUACCUCGACGAUGAGUUAGAAGUUCCGGAGAAGUCAUCUACCCCUGUCUCCGAGGAAUUGGUCGUUCCAACCAAAAAAGCAAGAAAGGAGCAGCCGUAUGAAUUGUCGAGCUUCUCACCCAUCGAACUACUUCACACUAUAUUCAACGAACAAGAAAGACAUGUCUUGGAACUUAUGCUCGACGCCUACAAUGGAAAUGUGCUCCAGGCAAUUGAGCACUUUGCCAACGUCCGUCGUGUUUGUAAAUUCAACCAAAUGAAGUUCUUCGCUGCCGCAGCUCCAGCUCAAUUUCCAAGCACACCGUCAACUCCAAAGCAAUCCUUUCUGAUCGACUCAUUGCUCAGUGAGCGUCCAUCUUACCCACCAUCUAGUCAAGCCUCGACCAGCGCCAAGAACUGUGACACCAGCAGCGUCGAUUCAAUCUCUCCAAAUUCCUCGACAUUCGAAUCUUCAUGA
Molecule: messenger RNA, 783 nt
Organism: Caenorhabditis briggsae
Lineage: Eukaryota; Metazoa; Nematoda; Chromadorea; Rhabditida; Rhabditidae
Gene: Cbr-dmd-4
Product: Protein CBR-DMD-4
Exons: 5
Coding region: 1-783 (260 amino acids)
Biological process (GO): regulation of transcription by RNA polymerase II; sex differentiation
Cellular component (GO): nucleus
Molecular function (GO): RNA polymerase II cis-regulatory region sequence-specific DNA binding; DNA-binding transcription factor activity, RNA polymerase II-specific
Source: RefSeq, a predicted model, not a curated record